Drosophila kikkawai is the source of this 973-nucleotide messenger RNA. Its product is annotated as ficolin-2-like. The record is from RefSeq and is a predicted model, not a curated record. NCBI's taxonomy places the organism in Eukaryota, Metazoa, Arthropoda, Insecta, Diptera, Drosophilidae.
GAUAAGGUUAAACAGUCUACAGAGAGACCUCCUGAGGCCAUGUUGUGUCUCGGAAUAUUACUUUGCCUGUUGGCUUUGAGUUCUUCUAUUGGUCAGGACCAAGAGGAUGUGUGUAAUCUAUUAUACAUUUGUGACAAUGUUUCGGAAUUGAAAUCAGAGAUCACUGCUGUGCGUGAAGAGCAGCAACACCAGACUGAGAUCUUGGAGGGAUUGCCUUGGUGCGUAACCAAGCCGUAUCCUUUAAGCUGUGCCGAGGUCUCCAAGACCACCAAACUCCAUAUCCGUGUUCCCGAGUACAGUGAGGAUCCCUUUGAGGUGGCCUGCGAUCAGAGGAGUCACGGCGGCGGCUGGACCAUCAUCCUACGAAGGAACGAUGGCAGCCAGGACUUUUAUCUCGAAUGGGAAGACUACAAGCACGGAUUUGGCCAGUUGGGCAACGAGUUCUUCCUGGGUCUCGAUAAAAUUCAUGCUAUUACCACAGCUGAGACCCAGGAGUUGCUGGUUCUAUUGGAGGACUACGAGGGAGAUCAACGAUACGAGAUGUACGAUGACUUUAAGGUGGGCUCCGAGAGUAACAAUUAUAUCCUGGAAUCGGUGGGUUCUGCCUCUGGAGACGCCGGUGAUUCGCUCACAGCUCACCAGGGCAUGAUGUUCACCACAAAGGAUCGGAAAAACGAUGGAGACGAAGACUGCGCCGCCAGGUUUACUGGUGCCUGGUGGUACAGGAAUUGCCACGUGAGCAACUUGUGCGGCAAAUAUGGCGAUAAUACCCAUGGAAAGGGAGUGACCUGGAAUUCAUUUAGGGGUCACGACUACUCCCUCAAGCGCGCCGUGAUGAUGAUCAGACCGAGAACGUCAGCCCUAAACUGAACUAACAGUUUUUGUAUAAUUGUUUUACUAUUCUUUUUGUUAUCAGUUUUUAUCUGACAAUGUGGUAACUGAAGCUUAGCGUACUUAAAAAUAAAAAUAUAUA